UCCGGCAAAUUUUGUUCCAAUUGUCAAAGCUCGAAAUUAUGACCAAUUGUGAAAACGAUGCGGGAUUCGUCUGCAUCAGCUGCGUAGACGAGGUACGGUGCUCAUUCGUGAGCCACCUCUCCGAAGCUCUCCGCCGUAAAGGCAUAAAUUAUGCGGUCGUAGAUGUAAGUAGCGAUGAGCUUUUUUCCAAGGAGUCCCGGGAAAAAGUAGAGAAAGCUAGGGUUUCUGUGAUUGUAUUACCCGGAAACUGUGAGCCAAGUAGAGUAUGCCUUGACAACUUCGCGAUGGUUCUCGAGUGCCAGAGGAGGAUGGUCGUUCCUGUGUUGUACGGUGACAGUCCAUUACGGGAAGAAUGGCUUAGCGAACUUGAUUUGAAAGGCUUAUCACCAGUUCACAAAUCCAGGAAGGAAUGUAGUGACUCCACACUUGUAGAAGAGAUUGUGGGAGAUGUGUACGAGAAGCUCUUUUAUUCCGGACGAAUUGGAAUCUAUUCGAAGCUGCUGGAGAUUGAGAAAUUGGUUGGUAAUCAACCGUUUGGCAUCCGCUGUGUUGGAAUUUGGGGUAUGCCUGGUAUAGGAAAGACGACACUUGCUAAAGCAGUCUUUGACCAAAUGUCUGGCGCCUUUGAUGCUUCUUGUUUUAUAGAAGACUAUGAAAAAUCUAUUCAUGAGAAGGGUCUUUAUUGUUUGCUGGAGGAACACCUUUUGAAAGAAAGUCCAGGGAAUGACGCUACCAUUAUGAAUCUGAGCUCUCUUAGAGACAGAUUGAACAGUAAGAGAGUUCUUGUUGUUCUUGAUGAUGUGCGCAAUGGUCUGGUUGCAGAGUCUUUUCUCGAGGGGUUUGACUGGCUAGAACCUGGAAGCCUGAUCAUCAUAACCUCUAGAGAUAAACAGGUGUUUCGCUUAUGCCAAAUCAAUCAAAUAUAUGAGGUUCAGGGUUUAAAUGAGAGAGAAGCUCUUCAACUCUUCUUGCUGUGCGCUUCUUUAAAGGAUAUGGGAGAGCAGAAUCUCCGCGAGUUUUCACUGAAAGUAAUAAAUUAUGCUAAUGGAAACCCUUUGGCUAUCAAUGUUUAUGGAAGAGAGCUGAAAGGUAAGAAAAAACUCUCAGAAAUGGAAACUGUAUUCCUCAAAGUCAAGAGACGUCCUCCAUUUAAGAUUGUCGAUGCAUUUAAAAGCAGCUACGACACACUUAGUGACAACGAAAAGAACAUUUUUCUGGACAUAGCUUGUUUCUUCCACGGAGAAAAUGUCAACUACGUGAUACAACUGCUUGAGGGUUGUGGUUUCUUUCCACAUGUAGGAAUUGAUGUUCUUGUUGAGAAGAGUCUGGUGACUGUUUCAGAAAACCGAGUGCGGUUGCAUAAUCUGACCCAGGCUGUUGGCCAAGAAAUAAUUAAUGGAGAAACAGUACAGAUUGAGAGGCGCAAAAGACUAUGGGAACCUUGGAGCAUCAAAUAUCUAUUAGAAUAUAAUGAACCCAAAGCAAAUGAAGAACCUAAAACAACCUUCAAACGUGCUCAGGGAUCUGAAGAGAUCGAAGGAAUGUUUCUGGACGCGUCAAACUUAAAAUUUGAUGUGCAGCCCUCUGCUUUUAAGAAUAUGUUGAACCUUAGAUUGCUCAAGAUUUACUGUUCCAAUCCCGAAGUCCAUCCUGUAAUCAAUUUCCCUAAAGACUUCUUUCAUUCUCUUCCUGAUGAGCUAAGACUCCUCCAUUGGGAGAACUAUCCUCUGCAAUCUUUGCCUCAAAGUUUUGAUCCUAGGCACCUUGUCGAAAUCAACAUGCCGUACAGUCAACUUCAGAAACUGUGGGGUGGAACCAAGAACCUGGAAGCGUUGAGGACGGUCAGGCUUUGCCAUUCCCAGCAUCUAGUUGAUAUCGAUGAUCUCGUAAAAGCUCAAAAUCUUGAGGUAAUUGAUCUCCAAGGUUGUACAAGACUGCAGAAUUUCCCAGCUGCAGGUCAAUUGCUCCAUCUACGAGUUGUAAAUCUCUCAGGUUGCAUAGAGAUUAAAAGUUUCCUAGAGAUUCCACCAAAUAUUGAGACACUACAUCUACAAGGAACUGGCAUAUUAGCAUUACCACUUUCCACUGUUAAGCCAAACCACAGAGAGCUUUUGAAUUUUCUAACAGAAAUUCCGAGUCUUUCAGAGGCCUUGAAACUUGAGCGUUUAACAAGUCUGCUGGAAUGUAGGACAUCUUGUCAAGAUCUUGGGAAGCUUAUUUGCUUGGAGCUGAAAGACUGUUCUUGUUUACAGAGUCUGCCAAACUUGGCUAAUUUAGAUCUUCUCAAUGUUCUUGAUCUCUCUGGCUGCUCAAGGCUCAAUUCUAUUCAGGGUUUCCCUCGGUUUCUGAAAGAGUUAUAUCUUACUGGCACUGCGAUAAGAGAAGUGCCACAACUUCCUCAAAGUCUAGAACUCUUGAACGCACAUGGAUCUAUUGUGCAAAGUCUGCCAGACAUGGCUAAUUUAGAAUUUCUCAAAGUUCUUGACCUCUCUGGUUGCUCAGAGCUCGAGACUGUUCAGGGUUUUCCUCGGAACCUGAAAGAGUUAUAUCUUGCUGGCACUACGUUAAGAGAAGUGCCACAACUUCCUUUAAGCCUAGAGCUAUUGAAUGCACAUGGUUCUGUUUCUCUGAAAUCUAUUCGUCCGAACUACUAUAAGCUUCCUAUGCACUACACAUUCAGCAAUUUAUUUGAUCUAUCUCCACAAGUGGUCAACGAUUUUUUGGUGAAAGCGCUGACUAAUGUAAAACACAUAUCAAGAAAGUAUAUGCAGAAUCUCAACAAAGCUCCGACUUUCAGCUUCAGUGCGCCCUCACAUGCAAAUCAAAAUGCACCACUUGGUCUGCAACCAGGGUCAUCUGUAAUGACACGACUAAAUCCUUAUUGGAGGAACAUGCUUGUGGGCUUUGGUAUGAUGGUGGAAGUUGCAUUUUCGGAGGACUACUGUGAUGCUACAGGUUUUGGCAUAAGUUGUGUUUGCAGAUGGAGCAACAAAGAAGGCCGCUCUUAUAAAAUAGAAAGAAAUUUUCACUGUUGGCCUCCAGGAAAAGUUGUUCCAAAAGUUCUAAAGAAUCAUACGUUUGUCUUUUGUGAUAUCAACAUGAGCCCGAGUACCGAUGGAGGAAAUGACCCUGGUAUCUGGGCUGACUUAGUUGUAUUUGAGUUCUUUCCUAUCAAUCAGCAGACAAAGAGUCUAAUUGAUAGGUUUACAGUGACAAGAUGUGGAAUCCGUGUAAUAGAUGUUACAACUGGCUAUACAAGUCUGAAGAAUAUAUCACUAGUUUUGUCCUUGAAUCCGAUGGAGGUUUCUGGUUAUGAAGUAGUUGAAGAAGUAUUAAGAGUCAGUUAUGAUGAUUUACAGGAGAUGGAUAAAGUUCUAUUUCUCUACAUAGCGUGUUUGUUCAAUGACGAGGAUGUUGAUGUGGUGGCACCACUUAUUGCCGGCAUUGACUUGGCUGUUAGCUCUGGGCUCAAGGUCUUAGCCGAUGUGUCUCUCAUAAGUGUAUCAUCCAAUGGGGAAAUAGUGAUGCAUUCUUUGCUACGAAAAAUGGCUAAAGAAAUCCUCCAUGGACAAGCCAUCGUGCUAUCUGAUUGUGAGAGUACCAUGGCCGACAAUUUGUCUGAUAUACCAAAAAAACGCAGGAAACGCAACAUAAAGAAAGUAGUUUGCGCUACAGCCAAUGAAGAUCUAUGGAGUUGGCGAAAGUACGGUAAAAAAGAAAUCUUAGGUUCUCUGUUUCCAAGGAGUUACUUCAGGUGCACUCACAAGUUCGCGCAAGGUUGUAAGGCUACGAAACAAGUGCAACGUAGCGACACCGAUCCAAACAUGUUCACCAUUACUUACUUAUCUGAGCAUAAUCAUCCAUCGUCCACUGAAUGGAUGGCUCUCGCUGGCCCCAGCCGCCCCACUCGUUCUACUUCCUCCUCCAACUACUCAGCCGUAACUACUUCAGCCUCAUCUAGAGUUUCCCAAAACAAAGUCAAAUCAAAUAAACUCCACUUGCCUUCCUCCUCCACUCCUCCUGGAAAUGCGGGCGUCCAACUUAAAGAGAAGGACAUGGAGGAGUUUCAGGACAAUAUGGAGUUGGAUAAUGACGUUGAAGAUAUAUGCACACUGGAAUUGUUCCCAGAGUUUCAGCAUCAGCCGGAGGAAAACCCAUCGUCAAGCACCUUUGACAACAAGGACUGGUCAGAUUGGUUCUCAAUGUUCUCAAUCCCAAAGUUUCAAGAUCAGCCGGAGGAAGGCCCAUUUUCACCAGAUUGGUUAUGGGAGUGAUAUAUACCUAAAUGAGAGUAAUGGACACAUGUAAGGUUAAGAUUAUAAGCUGGCUUCAAGGAAAUAAUGAUACGGUGCUCCCGAUUAAUCCUCCACAAAUUCCGAAGCCUAACACCGAAAUCCCCCUACAGUUGUCUAACCGACAAUCGCUAACACCUUGUAGAAGAUUGGAAUGAUUAGUUUGCUUUCUUUCAUCCAUGCGUUCUUUGAUCUUGGCCAGUUUGUCUAAGCACCAUGUUGAUUCAGUGUAACUGUUUCAGAAGAUUCCGAUCACAAUCCUUGAAUCCUCGAUAAUCUUGUAUCCAGCUUUUGUAGAAGAUCUUGAAUCACCAUGAUUUUAGCUUCAUCCA
Molecule: messenger RNA, 4624 nt
Organism: Capsella rubella
Lineage: Eukaryota; Viridiplantae; Streptophyta; Magnoliopsida; Brassicales; Brassicaceae
Product: disease resistance protein RRS1
Exons: 7
Coding region: 39-4274 (1411 amino acids)
Biological process (GO): defense response; regulation of DNA-templated transcription; signal transduction
Molecular function (GO): sequence-specific DNA binding; ADP binding; DNA-binding transcription factor activity
Source: RefSeq, a predicted model, not a curated record